Messenger RNA from Thelazia callipaeda (thelaziosis nematode), 2085 nucleotides. NCBI's taxonomy places the organism in Eukaryota, Metazoa, Nematoda, Chromadorea, Rhabditida, Thelaziidae. The record is from the annotation of a GenBank genome assembly.
AUGGAGAAUAUGCGUAUAAAUUGGCAUACGGAAAAACUUCGCGCAGAUUCUUUGCAGGAACAGAUAAAUGCUCGAGAAUUUGAGUGCAGAUUUCAUAGUUUUGAUUUUGAAUUCUGGAUGAUUCGUAUUUUUUAUACAGGGUUUCGUAAAAAAGUUGUUCCGGAUUUUACGGAUAGUAAUCAUAUUAUUAUCACAUUGAUGUUUGUGAAUUUUUCAACCGUUUCUAGUGGAUUGUGUCAAAAAAACAAGGUAUACAAAGAACAGCUUCGGGAUGCACGAGCACAGAUCUUAUCAUUAAUGUCCGAUAAACAAAAUUUAGAGCGUGAUAUAGCUGAAAUGGAGAAGAAGUUCGCUUUAGUUAGCGAGCUAUUAAAGAAAGACCAGUCCUUGCUGAAAGAUGAAGAUCGGCAAAAACUUUUACUUUUAAAUAAAAAAGCAGUAUUUAAUUUACCACCUGUAGCAGCAUCUAAAGUCAAUCGUGUUCAUCAUAACAAUGCACAAACCUUAUCACAUGGUGAAAAUAUUGACUAUGAUAAAACGGGUGAUUCCAUUGAUAUAUCUUAUGACGAUUCAGACGAGUCUAAUUUACGAAUGAGCAAAACGCUCAGAAGGUCACAGAGUGUAGCAAGCGUGCAUAAUCCUAUAACAAUAGUGAAACGAUCAAAAGAAUCUAAGAGAAUGGAUACCGUUGAUGAAGAAAUGGGUACUCCUUGCAAACGAUCAAAAGACGAAAAAGAAGUCACGAGAAAUAUAGCAAUUAUGGGCAAAGACGAUGUUAAAAAACCAUCAACGGCUAAUAUUUCAAUAAGACGUUCUAGAAAUCGAUCUAUGUCUGAAUCAAAUAUUCUGAAAGUUUGUGUAACUCUUAAUGCUCAGUCGUUUGCUUUUAGAGUCCACGCUGGAACAUUUAUUUUUUUCUUGCAGCAAAGCGAGGAAGCUGAGAAUUUGGGAAAGAAUUCAAAUGUGGCUCGAUAUGGUGCUAGCGCUCUUGAUCUGGAAGUUUUAGAUAAUUUCAGGCGUAGUCCAUAUUCUGUUGUCAAAACUUGGACAAAUGGUGCUUCAAUUGAAACUCGACCGCAUUCCUUUGUCAAUUUUACAUCGAUUCUCGGCGACCGUUGCGAAGUAUGCAAUCGUUGGAUUGGUCUUGCCGGAAAAGCGUCUUAUAAGUGCGCAGAUUGUGGUAUUCGUUUACACAAAUUGUGUGUAAGAACUGCUCCAAUACCUUGUGUACCUCGAACAGCAACGCCACGUACACCUGGUAAACAGCGUCCGCGUUUGAAAGAUUUUUGUCCAUCAACUCAGCCCAUGAUUCCUCCUCUCAUUAUACAUUGUGUUCUGGCUUUGGAUAAGGAUCGCUUGGGUACAGAGGGAAUUUAUCGGAUUCCUGGGCAAGAAUCUCAAGUUGUUAAAUUAUUAAAUGAACUCAAAAACGGUCGUUCUUUACCUAAAUUAGAAUACCAAGACACUGAAACAAUUACUGGAUGCAUUAAACGUUUUCUCAGAGAAAUAAGGGAUCCAGUAAUACCUGCAUCAUCUUGGGAAGAAUUUGUAACUGCUGCUCAAAAUGGCGAUCGCGAGGCUCUGAACUUGGCAGUAAUGGACUUACCUUAUCCGAACAGAGAUACACUUGCAUUUCUUUGCUCUCAUUUUCAAAGGGUUUGUGAUAAUAGUUCACAAAACAAAAUGACCGCGGAUGUUUUGGCGCGCAGUAUUGCUCCAACAAUAGUUGGGCGAGCUCCUCCAUGUGCAAUGAGCAUGGAACAGAAUGCUGAUGAAAUAGCAAAACAGAUUAUGGUGAUGCUAUUGUUGCUCGAAAUGCCACGUGAGUAUUGGCCAAAGUUCUAUACCUGUAAUUAUGGGAAACCUCUACCAAGGAGUCCUAUCAGCCCCGCAAAUGCGCUAUUUGUUGAAAAUGAGAAGAAAAGAACUCCUGUUCGUCCUCUGCUGAAAAUGUUGGAUAACACUGCUCGGAAAGAUCCAAACAAAUCAAUGUUGGGACCAGUUAAAACGUCACCAACCGAAGAGUAUGGAAGAAAUUACAUUUUAUCCAAUAAGCGCACCAAGCUUUUCACCAACAACUACUGA